This is a messenger RNA of Pelodiscus sinensis (Chinese soft-shelled turtle), 1342 nucleotides long. It is a transcript of the gene OCIAD1, whose product is annotated as OCIA domain containing 1. Gene Ontology annotation, cellular component: endosome. NCBI's taxonomy places the organism in Eukaryota, Metazoa, Chordata, Testudines, Trionychidae. The record is from RefSeq and is a predicted model, not a curated record.
CCUGCCGCUGCGACCUUCUGGCGCGGGGGACUUCCGGUCCCCCUCCCCCGCCCUGGAGUUUUGUGUGUCGGAGCGGUUGGCCCCAGCCUAGAGCCGUUUUGCCUCCCUCCUAGUCCCCUCCCCGUGUUUGUCCUCAUGGAUCCUCCCGGGCAGGUAGGGCGGGGCCUCCCAGGAGGCGAGCGUGGCGGCCUGAGCCAGAAUCCUGUAGCUUACGUACCAACAGAGGAUGAAAGAAGAAUUUUCAGGGAAUGCAACGAAGAGAGCUUCUGGUAUAGAUCUCUGCCAAUUUCUGCAGUAAGCAUGAUUGUCACUCAGGGAUUAAUUCAUAAAGGAAUUCUCACCACUCAUUCAAGGUUUGGCUCUCUUCCCAAAGUUGCAUUUGCUGGUAUAUGUGGAUAUAUUGCUGGAAAGAUUUCUUAUCUGUCGAUCUGCCAGGAGAAAUUUAAGAAACUGGAGAAUUCUCCAAUAGGAGAAAGUAUACGACAAAGGCACAGAUCUCUUCCACAUGAAUAUGCUGAUAAAAAAUCAGAGUUUGCAAAUUUGCCGCCUCAGUCAUCUUUUGGAUCUCAAACACCUGCAGCCCCACUUUCUUCCAGCUAUUCACAUGAAUAUAGUUCAACAAAUCAGUCCCUCUCUAACUAUGAACCAAUUCCAUUCAGUUCUUCUUUGAAUGAAUCUUCUCCUACUGGAAUUACUGAACAUAAUGCUGCAGAACCAGUUCCACUACUACAGGAAAGUCCUAAAAGAAAAAGUGUCUCAUAUGAGGAGUUAAGAAAUAGAAACAGAGAGACAUAUGAAGUAGCAUUAACACAAAAGGGAGAGACUCCAGCGAAGUCUUCACAGGAGAGACCAUUUAAAAAAGAAGUUAAAGUAAACAAGUAUGGAGAUACUUGGGAAGAAUGAGAACUGAAUCUUGCAUGUACGGAAGGAAGUUGUUAUCUUCAAUCAGUUAACUUCAGCUCCAUCUGUGUUGGUUAUGAAUAUCUGCACAGUUUGGUGUAUUCUGCCAAAUUGAAAUAUGUUACAAUAAAGGAGACUAGAUUUUAUUUUUGACUUUCCAGAAGAGUUAAAAAAUUACGGAUUGUAGGCUUAAUAUUAUGUAGAUUUGCACCGUUGGAAAACCAGACUAUUGAGGAGUACAGUGAUUUUAACCAGUUUGGUAUUCUUUAGAAAUAAUGAAUACGGGGUAGCUAGCACUAACUUUAUAAAUCUGUAGUAAGCGAUAAGGCAUGGACAUAUCUGAACAGACUAAUUCAGAUGUAUUGAUAUUGUGAAGAAAAAAAAUCUUUUCAGAUUAUUCAAGACUCCCAUUAAAAGUCACUCAAUAAAACAUAUUCUCUCA